UUCCAUCACCCAGGUUUUGCUCUUCUCCUCAAUCUUGUUAUCUUCGUUUUGCUGAAAACCAUUACAAUGCAUUCAGUUUCAUUUUCUUUUUCUCUGUUUCAGGGUUCAGUUCAGAUUCACAUCUAGGGUUUUUCUUCGCCGAUCAAUGGCUCCUAAAGGUGAUGUUUCGAAGAAGACUGAUCCAAAGGCACAGGCCUUGAAAGCUGCCAAGGCAGUGAAGUCAGGGACUGCCAUUAAGAAGAAGGCAAAGAAGAUCAGGACAACUGUUACAUUCCACAGGCCCAAGACUUUGUCGAAGGAAAGGAACCCUAAGUACCCUCGCAUUAGUGCGACACCAAGGAAUAAGCUUGAUCAUUAUCAGAUUCUCAAGUUUCCACUCACUACUGAGUCUGCAAUGAAGAAGAUUGAAGAUAAUAACACCUUGGUUUUCAUUGUUGACUUGCGUGCUGACAAGAAGAAAAUCAAAGAUGCUGUGAAGAAGAUGUAUGACAUUCAGGCCAAGAAAGUUAACACCUUGAUCAGGCCUGAUGGCACCAAGAAGGCGUAUGUUAGGUUGACACCUGAUUAUGAUGCUUUGGAUGUAGCAAACAAGAUUGGUAUCAUUUAAGGUGAUGGCUUUUUGUAUCAAAGACAAUUUUUAUUUAGAUUUUAGACUUAUUAUGGUCACAGAUUAUGGUCACAGAUGGAGACAUUUUGAAGUUAAAUUCUGUAUUUGUGUUUUGUUAUUUGGUGUACCUUAGCUCUAUUGCAAUUAAAUUUUGUUGUUUACAAUUUCAAAUUUGAUGAGUAAAUUUGAUCCAAAGUUUGUCCUUA
Vicia villosa (hairy vetch) is the source of this 813-nucleotide messenger RNA. RefSeq names its product large ribosomal subunit protein uL23y-like. The transcript has 3 exons. Gene Ontology annotation, molecular function: rRNA binding; structural constituent of ribosome. Gene Ontology annotation, biological process: translation; ribosomal large subunit assembly. Lineage: Eukaryota; Viridiplantae; Streptophyta; Magnoliopsida; Fabales; Fabaceae. Gene Ontology annotation, cellular component: cytosolic large ribosomal subunit; ribosome. Bases 146 to 607 code for a protein of 153 amino acids. The record is from RefSeq and is a predicted model, not a curated record.